CUGGAAGCUGACACCGCAUUGUUCUGUUUCAGCGUGUUGGAUAUUUGAGGCUGUUGCACACGGUACCUGCUCCUUCGUUUCCGGCGUCGCAUCGGGACGCUCAUCGUGAAGCAACUCGUCGUCGAGCUCCUCUUCGUCCGACGGAUCAAAUAUGCACACAAGUUCCACAGCGUUACAAAACGUUACCACGUAUCACUAUCAGUAAUAGCGGGUGCAUAUUUAAUAUUACCUAGGUCUUUCGCUGACUUUCAUUCUUCCACUCCACACACACUCUCUCGCGGUGGCCUGUGGACUCUGCUCUCGCGAUUGUUCUCUAAUUGGUGAAGGGUUGGAAGACCGUCUACAUACGAUCUUCCUUCGCGACACUCAAUUUCACAUUCCUUCGUUCUCCAAUAAACAGACAUUCUUUCUUGAAAACUGCAAUUGAACCGCCGGCAUGCAGCAAGCAGUACCAACUCGCAAAACAGUCAAGAAACCACUGCCUGUAUUUGAUGUCGGUGAAGACUACGAGUUAUUAUAUCCCCUAGGUGAAGGCGCGUAUGGCCAGGUUGUCGCUGCACUGCACAAACCUAGUCGACGACGUGUCGCCAUCAAGAAAGUACUUCCCUUCGAGCAUACGAUAUUCUGUUUGCGCACGUUACGAGAGGUGAAGUUGUUGAAGUACUUUUCAGAGUCGUGUGUAAAUGGAAAUAUUAUUUCAAUUCUUGACAUGAUCAAACCUGAGUCGCUAGACUCAUUCAAGGAGCUGUACUUCAUUCAAGAACUCAUGCAAACGGAUCUGCACAAAGUUAUCCGUACACAGCAACUUUCCGACGACCACGCGCAGUAUUUUAUCUAUCAGACUCUUCGUGCCUUGAAGACAAUCCAUAGUGCGGAUCUGGUCCAUCGGGACCUUAAGCCUGCGAAUCUGCUUGUCAAUGCAAAUUGCGACCUGAAAGUUUGCGAUUUUGGACUUGCUCGAAGUGUUCAUCCAACGACAUAUGGGGCGGCUACCGGUGACAGAGUAAUGACGGAAUAUGUGGCGACGAGAUGGUAUCGUGCACCAGAAAAUAUGUUGUCGUAUAAUAUGUACACAAAGGCAAUUGAUAUGUGGGCUGUAGGAUGUAUACUUGGAGAGUUGAUAUGUGGACGGCCGUUGUUUCCUGGAAGAGACUACAGACAUCAACUUGAAUUAGUGCUUCAUGUCAUAGGUACUCCAACGCUGGAAGAAUUCCAUGCCAUCAAUGCCCGAAGAUCAAGAGAAUACCUGCGCUCGAUGCCUCUCCGUAAAAGACAGAAUUUCAAGACCUUGUUUCCUCUUGCAUCGGCGGACGCUAUCGACUUUUUACAAAAAACAUUAACAUUCGAUCCAGAGAAACGAAUGACUGCAGAGGAAGCUCUUGCACAUCCCUACGUUGGUGCGUACCAUGAUGUUGAGGAUGAGCCUCUUGCACCCCCGUUGGAUCCCAACUAUUUCGAGUUCGAUGUGAGUAAGGAACAACUCUCUCGACAGCGGCUCAAGGAGUUGCUUUAUGAAGAGGUUUUAUCGUUCGAGUCGGACAUGAAAACAGUGGUUUAAUUUGGUUUUAGUGGUAUUUGGGUGGUAAAAUACUGGGCGCGAAGUUCGAAAUCCCGCAAUAAUGGUUUAAUAGUGAUCUCUUCUCCU
This is a messenger RNA of Lentinula edodes (shiitake mushroom), 1645 nucleotides long. Its product is annotated as mitogen activated protein kinase. The record is from RefSeq and is a predicted model, not a curated record. The coding region runs from base 437 to 1558 and encodes 373 amino acids. Gene Ontology annotation, cellular component: cytoplasm; nucleus. Gene Ontology annotation, biological process: intracellular signal transduction; protein phosphorylation. NCBI's taxonomy places the organism in Eukaryota, Fungi, Basidiomycota, Agaricomycetes, Agaricales, Omphalotaceae. The transcript has 9 exons. Gene Ontology annotation, molecular function: ATP binding; MAP kinase activity.